AACAGUUGCUCUUCAUCACAGCAUUGAUCCUUCUCUCUUUCUCUCUCUCUCCUCUCUCUCUCUCUCUCUCUCUCUCUCUAUAUACCACCCCAUCACACUAUGCACAGAAGCUGUUCACAAAAAAAAUAAAUAAAGGAAACCCAUUCCGUAGUUUGCAACCAAAGCCCUUCCUUUUCUUCUUCUUGAGUUCUCUCUCUCUCUCUCUCCUCUCUCUCUCUCUCUCUGUCUCUUCCAUAACGCACACUCUCUCUCUAGCUUGGUUACUUAAUGAGACCAUGAGGUGAAUUGGGUUUGUUUCAUUUUUAAUGAAAUUUGGGUGGGCAAUGGAUAGAGAGAGAAAGGGCUAGAGUGUGUGUGUGUGUGUGUGAUCUCUUGUUCUUGCUCUUUUACUAGUGGUCUUGGUUUUCUUGGAUCUUUUUCCCUUUGAUACAUUAUCAAAAAGAGAUCUUUUCUUCUUGUUUUGGGACAAAAAAAAAGGAUUUUUUAAAAAAAACUUUUGAUCUAUAUAAAAAAGAGAGAAAGGGGGCAUUUUGUAAUUUUGUAAUAGUAGGGGCCGUGAUGGGUGAAAAUGGGAAAAGGCAUUCUAAUCUCGAAAGCUUCCUCGCAUGUGUAACACCCUCCGUGUCAACGUAUUCUCUCCCCAAGGCAUGUUUUCGAGAUACAAGUAGCCUCUGGGAAUCAGAAGGGAAAGAGUUGAUAGAGUGCUUCAACCUCGAGGAUCUAUGGGAAUUAUAUGCCGAGUGCAGCGCCUACGGCCUCGGCGUCCCAAUUGUCCUAAACAAUGGCGAGACCGCAGUCCAAUAUUUUACUCCAUCGUUAUCCGCCGUUCAGAUUUAUACCAACAAAUCUCCGACUUUAUCUAGAUAUGGGCCUGAGGAGAGUGAGACCGAUUCCUGGAGCGACGACAGCACAAGCGAGAGGCUUUCUAGGUCGUGGGAUGCGGUUUCCGAUGAUUCGGCUUACGACCUCGAUAGUUCGUUACCGCCAAGGGAACGCCACUUAUACUUUGAAUUUUCGGAGCAUCUUCCUCCUUAUUCGCGGGUUCCAUUUAUGGGCAAGGUGCACGAACUCGCGCGGGAUCAUCCAGGUUUGACAACAUUCAAGAGCGUCGAACUUUCACCUGCGAGCUGGAUGUCCAUCGCGUGGUACCCCAUAUACGCUAUUCCUGGUCAUGGAAAUUCGAAGGAUCUCGACACGUGCUUCCUAACUUAUCAUAAUCUCUCCUCUAUACUCCAAGACGAUGCAGGUUGCGUCGCGAAAGGAAGCACUAGUCGAGGCGGUUUAGCUUAUCUAGGUGGAAGCGAAAUGAAUCGGAACAAGAGGAUCACCCUGUCUCCUUUCGGGCUCGCGACUUAUAAAAUGCAAGGGGACAUAUGGAGGAAUCCGGGAACUUCCGAUGCUCAAAGGAUCACCGCUCUCCGCAACGCUGCGGAUUCUUGGUUGACACAAUUGGGUGCAGUACACCCUGACUUCAACUUCUUCAGAAACAACUUCAGAUUUCAUUAAAUGAAACAAGCUCCAAAUUCCCUCAUUUGCAUUUUGUUGAGAAGCUGAGUAUCAAGGGUUCCUAUGAGACUAAAUCUUUUUCAUUUUCUUUUUUUCCUUUCCCUCUAUCUUGGUAUUUUGUUGCUUUGUACAUUACUUCAGAUUAAAGUUACCAGUAAUGCUUGUAGUCUGGGCCACUUUGGGAACAUGUUAGAACAUGUGUAUACAAGAUUGUACCUAAUAAUAUCACUC
Ananas comosus (pineapple) is the source of this 1737-nucleotide messenger RNA. RefSeq lists its product as uncharacterized. NCBI's taxonomy places the organism in Eukaryota, Viridiplantae, Streptophyta, Magnoliopsida, Poales, Bromeliaceae. The transcript is spliced from 6 exons. Bases 559 to 1506 code for a protein of 315 amino acids. The record is from RefSeq and is a predicted model, not a curated record.